GCUUGCCAGAGACUGUCUUCGACGUUCCCAUCGGCGGUGUACUGGCCGAAUACACAGGACUACAUCGAUGAGACCACAGCCAUCUACUCAACAUCAUGUAUCCUGUCCCCCAACUGCGUCUUUGAACCGUCCAGCGCAAACGACGUCAGCACGGCAGUCAAGAUCCUCCGGCAGACCAAGUCCAAGUUUGCCGUGCGCGCCGGGGGCCACAUGCCCGUGCCCGGCGCCCAAUCCACCCAGCCCGGCGUGCUGAUUGCCCUGUCCAAGCUCAAUCAAAAGACAUAUGCCAACGCCAACAAGACCGUGGCUAGCAUCGGUCCGGGUCAGACAUGGAUCGAAGUCUACCAAUGGGCCGCGACCUCCGGCCUCGCCGUGAACGGGGGCCGCUAUCCCACCGUCGGCGUCGGCGGCGUCCUCACCGGCGGCGGAAUCGGCUACUUCAGCAGCACCAAGGGCUGGGGUGUCGACACAGUCGUCGGAUUCGAAAUAGUCCUUGCCAACGGCCAGAUUGUCAACGCUACCUCCUCCGGUCCCCACUCCGACCUCUUCUGGGCCGUCCGCGGCGGGCACAACAACUACGGCAUUGUCACCCGCUUCGACCUCAAGACCUUCCCCGUCGGCCCGGCCUAUAUUGGUGGCGCCAUGUGGGACGCCACCGGCGCCACGGGCCAGUCGGUGCAGGACCAGUUUUUUGGUGCGUUGACGGAGUAUUUGAAGCCGGGAGGGGGCGUGGAUGAUCCGAAUGUUGCGACUAGCGCGAUUAUUGCCUUGUCGCCGGCGAAUUUGGACGCGGAGAAUCACCCGCCGGUGGAGUUGAUCAGUAUCCAGAUGGCGCCUGGUACCGAUGCCAAGCCAAGGGCGUUUGAGAAUUUUACCAAGAUUGAGGGGCCUACCGUGCAGGAACUGCCGGGGAGCGUGGUGCCCAGUUGGACGUUGCUUCCGCAGGCUUUGGCGCAGUUUGGGGAGAGGGGGAAGAGGCAUGUGUAUUGGUCCGUGAGCUUCAAGCCGGAUCCCAGGGCGGUGAUGAUUGCGAAUAGGACCGUGACGGAGCUGGCGUUUGGCAGGAUGAAUAAGGUCCGUGAUGCGGCGGUGGCGUUUACGUACCAGCCGGUGUCAAAGGAUUGGUUGGAGGCGUCGAGGGCCGCGGGGGGGAAUGUGCUGAAUUUGGAUCCGGCGGGGGGGACGUUUGUUGCCGGCCUCCUCGCCAUCACAUGGACCAACUUCUCCGACGACGACACGGUCUACCGGUUCUGCAAGGAAGUCGGCGAGACGAUUGAGCGCGAGACGCGCAAGCUGGGGCUCUACCACCCGUUUGUUUACCUCAACGACGCCCACCCCUGGCAGAAGCCGUUCCGCAGCUACGGUGGCAAUGUGCUGCACAGGCUCAAGGCCAUCCAGCACAAGUAUGACCCG
Canariomyces notabilis is the source of this 1413-nucleotide messenger RNA. RefSeq names its product FAD-binding domain-containing protein. Gene Ontology annotation, molecular function: FAD binding. The record is from RefSeq and is a predicted model, not a curated record. The annotation marks the transcript as partial. The transcript has 4 exons. Lineage: Eukaryota; Fungi; Ascomycota; Sordariomycetes; Sordariales; Chaetomiaceae.